AUGAAUCGUCUUUCUUUGGAUGCUGGAGAAUCGCAGUAUGGUCAAAUCUACUCGGUCUCAGGUCCAGUUAUCAUUGCUGAAAAUAUGAUUGGAUGUGCCAUGUACGAAUUAGUGAAAGUUGGACACGAAAACUUAGUAGGAGAAGUCAUUCGUAUUGCAGGAGAUAAGGCCACUAUUCAAGUUUAUGAAGAAACGGCUGGUGUUACUGUCGGUGACCCUGUUAUGAGAACUGGUAAACCAUUAUCUGUCGAAUUAGGUCCAGGUAUGAUGGAAACCAUUUACGAUGGUAUUCAAAGACCAUUGAAAGCAAUUAAAGAAAAAUCACAAUCUAUUUAUAUCCCAAGAGGUAUCGAUGCUCCAUCAUUGUCUAGAACUGCUCAAUACGAUUUCACCCCUGGUCAAUUGAAAGUUGGUGACCAUAUAACUGGUGGUGAUAUUUUCGGGUCCGUCUUCGAGAACUCAUUAUUAGAUGACCAUAAGAUUUUAUUGCCUCCAAGAGCAAGAGGUACCAUUACUUCGAUCGCAGAAAAAGGUUCUUACACUGUUGAGGACCCUGUAUUAGAACUUGAGUUCGAUGGUAAAAAGCAUUCUUACUCGAUGAUGCAUACUUGGCCUGUCAGAGUUCCAAGACCUGUUGCUGAAAAAUUAGCCGCAAACCAUCCUUUAUUGACUGGUCAAAGAGUAUUGGAUUCCUUAUUUCCUUGUGUUCAAGGUGGUACCACUUGUAUUCCUGGUGCCUUCGGUUGUGGUAAAACCGUCAUUUCACAAGCCAUUUCAAAGUUUUCUAACUCUGAUCUCAUGGUCUAUAUCGGAUGUUUUGCAAAGGGAACUGAGGUUUUAAUGGCCGAUGGUUCUAAUAAAAAUAUUGAAGAUGUCCAAAUUGGUGAAAGCGUCCUUGGUAAAGAUGGUGAAGCUAGAAAUGUAGUUGCAUUGCCUCGUGGUAAUGAAACCAUGUACGAAAUUAAUGAAUCAACUCCUGAAGAAGAAGCUGAUCUUGCUAGAAUUGCUUUCACUUGUAAUGCAAAACAUGAGUUAGUUGUCAACACUAAGCAAGAUAUUGCAGUUAAACAAAAUUGUGUUACCUAUUUUGCUCUUGAAUCUGUUACAGAUGAAGCUAACGGUCGUGAAUUCUCUAUGGUUAAGUCCCAAACUAGAACCUUUGAAGAAAGUUCAAUGGCAAAGGAAUUUGCAAGCACAAUUUCAAAGAACUCUAUUGAUUGGACUAUUGAAGCUCGUGAUGUUGGCCAUAUGAGCGACAAUGUUCGUUGUGCUACUCAGCAAUCAUGGGCACCAGUACUUACCAGCAAAGAAGUAUUGGCUCCUGCCGUUCAAGAAGCAGGCUUCGAUGCUACUAUUGCUCCUUACGUUUCUUACUUACUCGGUAUCUGGAUUGGUAAUGGUUACCCUGAUCGUGUCCAAUACUUGAUCGAUGGAAAGAAUACGGAACUUGUUAAUCGCAUCCGCGAAUACGAUGAAGCCAUUGAAAAUAAUAACCAAACUUCAACUAAGACUGUUGACUUUUUAUGGAAUGCUAUUAACUCUAUGGGUUUUAAAGUAGAAGGAAAAUCUGGAAAAUCAGUUCCAUCAUUCCUCCGUACAGAAUCCUUUGAAGUCCGAGAACAAUUCCUUGCUGGUCUUAUUGACUCUGACGGGAUUGUAACGAAGAACCCUCUUUCUGCUUCCGUGAGGACCAACUCUUCAAAGGUGGGAGAAGGGGUUAUUGCCGUAUCUCGUUCACUUGGUAUUUGCACUUCAGUGAAGGCUGGAAAUGAGAGCUAUAUUAUUGGUAUGACUGGAAAUUCUGCCUUGGAAUCAGUCCUUAGCAAGUGUGCUCUUGCUGACAAAAACACUUCAUUCCCAAAUCAUAUUACCCGUACUGGUCAAAAUUUCGACUUUUCAGUAAAGGAAAUCGAAGCCGCUGAUUACUAUGGUGUCACUCUUCCAGAUAAUUCGGAUCAUCAAUUUAUGUUAGCCAACCAAGCUGUGGUACACAAUUGUGGUGAAAGAGGUAACGAAAUGGCUGAAGUAUUAAUGGAAUUCCCAGAGUUAUACACUGAAAUUAAUGGUCGUCAAGAACCAAUUAUGAAACGUACAACUUUAGUAGCCAAUACCUCUAAUAUGCCUGUCGCGGCCAGAGAAGCAUCGAUUUACACUGGUAUCACGUUAGCAGAAUACUUCAGAGAUCAAGGUAAGCAUGUGUCUAUGAUUGCUGAUUCGUCGUCUCGUUGGGCAGAAGCUUUGAGAGAACUUUCUGGUAGAUUAGGUGAAAUGCCUGCUGAUCAAGGUUUCCCAGCAUACUUAGGUGCUAAAUUGGCUUCCUUCUAUGAACGUGCAGGUAAAGCAGUUGCUUUAGGUUCCCCUGACAGAAUUGGUUCUGUUUCGAUUGUUGCAGCUGUUUCUCCAGCUGGUGGUGAUUUCUCUGAUCCUGUUACCACCUCUACCUUGGGUAUUACCCAAGUUUUCUGGGGUUUGGAUAAGAAAUUAGCCCAAAGAAAGCAUUUCCCAUCUGUUAACACAUCUAUUUCUUAUUCCAAAUAUACUAACAUUUUGGAUAAGUACUACGAAUCUAAUUAUCCAGAAUUCCCUACUUUAAGAAACAAGAUUAAGGAAAUUUUAUCAAAUGCUGAAGAAUUAGAACAGGUCGUCCAAUUAGUCGGUAAAUCUGCUUUGUCUGACUCUGAUAAGAUUACUUUAGAUGUUGCUAACUUGAUCAAGGAAGAUUUCUUGCAACAAAACGGUUACUCUACGUACGAUCAAUUCUGUCCUAUCUGGAAGACAUUUGAUAUGAUGAGAGCUUUUACAUCUUAUCACGAUGAAGCACAAAAGGCGGUUGCCAAUGGUGCUCAAUGGGGUAAAUUAUCUGAGACAACUUCAGAUGUGAAGCAUGCCGUUUCGUCAUCCAAGUUCGUUGAACCUUCCGAGGGUGAAGAAAAGGGUAAGAAGGCAUUUAGUGAAUUAUUGGCCAACAUUUCUGAAAAAUUUGCUGAAGCCUCAGAAUAA
Debaryomyces tyrocola is the source of this 3000-nucleotide messenger RNA. The record is from the annotation of a GenBank genome assembly. Lineage: Eukaryota; Fungi; Ascomycota; Pichiomycetes; Serinales; Debaryomycetaceae.